AAAGAGAACCAUGACCAGAGGGAAGUCUGAGCAGUGAAACAUGGGAAGCAAACCCUCACAGGCACACCGAGGAUUGUAGAAAUGGGAAAACUGGAGUUCUUCUGACAGCUGCAAGUGGAGUGUCUGUGUUUUUUUUUCUUUCUCAUCACUAUGUGUGAGGAAUGGAUGUGGGUCGGAUGCCAGUUCAUUUUUGUGACGGAUACCAGGACUGGCAAUUUACCAGCAUGAGUUACCGAGGGCAGAGUAACUGAUAUCAAUGUUCUUUUGGACUCUGGAGGGAGGACCAUGGCGAAAGGGAAGGGACUGCUAUUUCCACUGCUGUACUUUAUGGCAGAGUUUUGGCUCACUUCGCAGCAAGUCCUGAGAAUUGGCGGCAUCUUCGAGACACUUGAAAACGAGCCCAUAAGUGUUGAAGAGCUGGCCUUUAAAUUUGCUGUGACCAACAUAAACAGGAACCGGACCUUAAUGCCAAACACCACGUUGACCUAUGACAUCCAGAGAAUAAACCUAUUCGACAGCUUUGAGGCCUCGAGGAGAGCCUGCGACCAGUUGGCGUUGGGCGUGGGGGCCGUGUUCGGACCCUCGCACAGCUCAUCCGUCAGCGCGGUCCAGUCCAUCUGUAACGCCCUGGAAGUCCCUCACAUCCAGACACGAUGGAAACACCCGUCAGUGGACAACCGAGACAGCUUCUUCAUCAACCUCUACCCGGAGUACGCGUCCAUCAGCCGCUCCGUGCUGGACAUCGUGCAGUACUACAAGUGGAAGACAGUCACCGUGGUGUACGAGGACGCAACUGGACUGAUUCGUUUGCAAGAGUUGAUCAAAGCUCCGUCCAGAUACAGCAUCAAGAUCAAGAUCCGCCAGCUGCCGACAGGAAGUAAAGACGCCCGCCCUCUGCUCAAAGAGAUGAAGAAGGGGAAGGAGUUCUACGUCAUAUUCGACUGCUCUUACCAAACAUCAGCUGAUGUUCUCAAGCAGAUCUUGUCCAUGGGGAUGAUGACGGAGUAUUAUCACUUCUUCUUCACCACGCUGGACCUGUUCGCCCUCGACCUGGAGCCGUACCGCUACAGCGGCGUCAACAUGACGGGCUUCAGGCUGCUCAACAUCGACAGCCCCCAGGUGGCCUCGGUGGUGGAGAGGUGGGCCAUGGAGCGGCUCCAGUCUCCCUCCAAAGCUGAGACUGGGAUGAUGGAGGGGAUGAUGACAACCGAAGCGGCUCUGAUGUACGACGCCGUCUACAUGGUGGCCUCGGCCUCGCAGCGCGCCGCCCAGCUCACCGUCAGCUCGCUGCAGUGCCACAGACACAAGCCCUGGCGCUUUGGAUCACGCUUCAUGAACAUGCUGAAAGACGCACAGUGGAACGGCUUGACGGGACAAAUAAUUAUAAACAAGACGGACGGCCUGCGGAAAGAGUUCGAUUUGGAUGUCAUCAGCCUCAAGGAGGACGGCUUGGAGAAGAUCGGUGUGUGGAACUCCCAAACAGGCCUUAAUCUAACAGAAAGCAACAAGGACUCAUCCACAAAUGUCACUGACUCCAUGGCCAACAGAACCCUUAUCGUCACAACUAUUCUGGAAAACCCUUACGUCAUGUAUAAGAAGUCGGACAAGCCGCUGUAUGGGAACGACCGCUUCGAGGGCUACUGCCUGGACCUGCUCAAGGAGCUCUCCAACAUCCUGGGCUUCUCCUACGAGGUGAAGCUGGUGACAGACGGCAAAUACGGAGCUCAGAACGACAAGGGCGAGUGGAACGGCAUGGUGCGGGAACUCAUCGAUCACGUGGCAGACCUCGCCGUGGCGCCGCUCACCAUCACAUAUGUGAGGGAGAAGGUGAUCGAUUUCUCCAAACCCUUCAUGACGCUGGGGAUCAGCAUCCUGUACCACAAACCCAACGGCACCAACCCGGGAGUGUUCUCCUUCCUCAACCCGCUCUCCCCUGAUAUCUGGAUGUAUGUGCUGCUGGCCUGCCUGGGAGUCAGCUGCGUGCUGUUUGUCAUUGCCAGGUUCACUCCCUACGAGUGGUACAACCCCCACCCCUGCAACCCAGACUCGGACGUGGUGGAAAACAACUUCACUCUAAUAAACAGUGUCUGGUUUGGAGUUGGAGCUCUGAUGCAACAGGGAUCUGAACUGAUGCCGAAGGCCCUCUCCACCAGGAUAGUGGGUGGAAUCUGGUGGUUCUUCACUUUGAUCAUAAUCUCCUCCUACACGGCCAACCUGGCUGCCUUCCUCACUGUGGAGAGGAUGGACUCCCCGAUCGACUCCGCCGACGACUUGGCCAAGCAAACCAAAAUAGAGUAUGGCGCCGUGAGAGACGGCUCCACCAUGACCUUCUUCAAGAAAUCAAAGAUCUCAACCUAUGAGAAAAUGUGGGCGUUCAUGAGCAGCAGGAAAAACACGGCCCUGAUGAAAAACAACCGGGAGGGGAUUCAGAGGGUCCUGACCACGGACUACGCUCUCCUGAUGGAGUCCACCAGCAUCGAGUACAUCAGCCAGCGUAACUGCAACCUCACACAGAUCGGAGGCCUGAUAGAUUCGAAGGGCUACGGCGUGGGAACCCCGAUCGGCUCCCCGUACAGAGACAAGGUCACCAUCGCCAUCCUGCAGCUGCAGGAGGAGGGGAAGCUGCACAUGAUGAAGGAGAAGUGGUGGAGGGGCAACGGCUGCCCGGAGGAGGACAGCAAGGAGGCCAGCGCCCUGGGGGUGGAGAACAUCGGAGGAAUCUUCAUCGUGCUCGCCGCCGGACUAGUGCUCUCGGUGUUUGUAGCGAUCGGAGAGUUUAUUUACAAAUCCAGGAAGAACCUGGACAUUGAGGAGGUGAGUGUGGGCCAGUGUGAAUGGCACAACAAGUAUUAAACCAGACUGUGAGGAACCUUCCACACGUCUGCGUUUGUUAUUGUUGUCGUCAGAGGACUGCAGUGAAUCACUGGGCCAGCAACAACAAAUUAAUUCUCACUGUUCUGAAUGUGUUGAACUGCAUUGUUACAAUCAAAAAAAAAAACUUUUUAACGCAGAUUUUAGUAUUUUGAGUAGUUUUGACGUAGAGCACAUGAACAUUUUGUUCCCCGAUUGGAAGAUUUUUCAUUCAAAUCCUUUCUAUGACGACGGAUGGUUGUCGACUGCUGACAUCAUGACACUUGACCAUCUUGGCCUUUCUGUUUUUCGAAAUAUAAAACAACAAAAAAAAAUGUAACACUGUCGUUUUGUGUGGAAAAAAAUGUCAUUGUCCUGCCAUGAUGUUGUGGGGAAGUGGUGGUGAGUGGUAUCUUUAUGUUUGCAGUAGGUUUAUAGCGCACAGACAUAACAGCACUACUUCUUACCAUGUUUGUGUGUACUUGUGUAUUUCAAAGCCUCUUUUGAUUUACUCGGUUGUGUCCGAUUCGUUAAAUGAAUGACUGCUCCCUCUGAAUUUCAUCGAGUUGCUUAUUGUGUUAUACUUUGUUUUUUUUUUGUUAUUUUUUUGCUUUUUAUAUCAUGAAGUUCAUGAACAAGCAUGU
Limanda limanda (common dab) is the source of this 3494-nucleotide messenger RNA. Its product is annotated as glutamate receptor ionotropic, kainate 1. Bases 286 to 2853 code for a protein of 855 amino acids. The transcript is spliced from 15 exons. Gene Ontology annotation, biological process: monoatomic ion transport; synaptic transmission, glutamatergic; modulation of chemical synaptic transmission. Lineage: Eukaryota; Metazoa; Chordata; Actinopteri; Pleuronectiformes; Pleuronectidae. Gene Ontology annotation, molecular function: transmitter-gated monoatomic ion channel activity involved in regulation of postsynaptic membrane potential; kainate selective glutamate receptor activity. Gene Ontology annotation, cellular component: kainate selective glutamate receptor complex; plasma membrane; postsynaptic membrane. The record is from RefSeq and is a predicted model, not a curated record.